AUGUCUGAAGCAUUUCAUAAUUUUGUCAUGGGGCUACGCGACUUUAUAAAGGAGUAUUUUCUUGGUUUCUGGGACUAUGAGACACCAAAAGUGAUGGUGGUUAAAAACAGAACUCUUGGAGUCAUAUACAGAGCCGUUCAGUUUCUUGUGAUCACCUAUUUCAUCUGGUAUGUCUUCAUAAGUCAGAAAGCCUACCAAGAGAGUGAAACUCGUCCGGAGAGCUCAGUUUACACACUCAUGAAAGGCACAGCAGUCCAUGGAGAUGAUAUCUUGGACACUGUGGAGUAUGCUCGACCAUCAGAAGGCGGUGAUGUGAUUAGUACAAUACUGAGACGAGAAGUUACGUACGAUCAGAGGCAAGGGACCUGCGCUGAGUAUUUCAAUGUUGCCAACGCCAACUGCACAACAGACUCUGACUGUGUCCAGGGAGAGGUUGACUUUGAUGGCCAUGGCAGAAGGACCGGCAGAUGUGUGCAGUACUAUAACCACACCUUCAAAACCUGUGAGAUCCAAAGCUGGUGUCCUAUUGAGGAGUACGCUGUAGUACGAGAACCUGCAUUAGUGGAGGCCGUCAAUUUCACAGUGUUCAUCAGGAACUCGAUCCACUUCCCGAAAUUUAAAGUGCUGAGAGGAAACAUCAAAGAUGCUUCAACCAAGCGUGACAUACAGAAAUACCUCAGUAAGUGUCAUUAUCAUGAGGAGAAAGAGCCCUACUGUCCAAACUUCCGCCUGGGCUACAUCGCAGAAAAGGCGAGGGAGAAUUUCAGUGAGCUGUGCCGGACUGGGGGAGUGAUAGGGAUUUUCAUCAACUGGAAGUGUAACCUGGACAUCGAUGCUUCACACUGUAAACCUACAUAUUCCUUCCGUCGCCUUGACCUCCGAAAGGAUCAGGCCAACUCUGGUUACUAUUACAGGUUUGCCAAAUAUUACAGAAAGGGUGGGGUGGAGUCUCGGACACUUAUCAAGGCCUACGGCAUUCGUCUGGAUGUCAUAGUUCACGGACAUGCUGGUAAAUUCAGUCCCAUCCCGACCAUCAUCAGCACAGUGACUGCUAUGACUUCAGUUGGGAUUUGCACCAUCAUCUGUGACUGGAUCAUGCUGACGUUUAUUGACAAGAAUGAAGUCUACAGUGAGAGGAAGUUUGAUGAGAUUAUCAAGGAGCCCGCGGUGCCCAUGCCCACAGAGCUCAGCUACAUCAACAGAUACGGCUCAGACCAUUCAGACCUGUCAGAAGGUGUGCCGCUGUAA
This is a messenger RNA of Chelmon rostratus (copperband butterflyfish), 1248 nucleotides long. RefSeq names its product purinergic receptor P2X, ligand-gated ion channel, 2 (gene p2rx2). Bases 1 to 1248 code for a protein of 415 amino acids. Gene Ontology annotation, molecular function: purinergic nucleotide receptor activity; extracellularly ATP-gated monoatomic cation channel activity; ATP binding. Gene Ontology annotation, biological process: response to ATP; monoatomic cation transmembrane transport. The transcript has 12 exons. Gene Ontology annotation, cellular component: plasma membrane; nuclear inner membrane. The record is from RefSeq and is a predicted model, not a curated record. Lineage: Eukaryota; Metazoa; Chordata; Actinopteri; Chaetodontiformes; Chaetodontidae.